AGACCGCCGCGGCUCCCUUUCCGCCCAGGGUGGAUUGCAGAAGCGGAGAGGAGGAGAGAUCUCCAGACACGAGAGGAGGUUAUAGGAAGAGGAUAAAAGCAAUGCUACAACAAGGAUAUAGCUGAGAGAGAGAAAGAGGGGCGAAGAAGAAAAGGAGAAGGUGGUGGAUGAGGCCGUGUGGUGGGGAUACCUGACGAGACGCUGAGCGGGGGGGAAAGGGGGGCCUUUCGCAGACCUUGUAUUGUCAGCCAGGCGUAAGGAAGCUUCCCCUCCAAGAUCGUUCCAAUGAACAUGUCAGUGUUGACUCUGCAAGAAUACGAAUUCGAGAAGCAGUUCAACGAGAAUGAAGCGAUUCAAUGGAUGCAAGAGAACUGGAAAAAAUCUUUCCUGUUUUCAGCUCUUUAUGCUGCCUUUAUAUUUGGUGGUCGACAUCUAAUGAACAAACGAGCAAAAUUUGAACUGAGGAAACCACUAGUGCUCUGGUCGCUGUGCCUGGCAGUCUUCAGUAUAUUUGGUGCUGUUCGAACGGGUGCUUAUAUGGUGUACAUUUUGAUGACCAAAGGACUGAAGCAGUCAGUUUGUGACCAGAGUUUUUACAAUGGACCUGUCAGCAAAUUCUGGGCUUAUGCAUUUGUGCUAAGCAAAGCACCAGAACUAGGAGAUACAAUAUUUAUUGUUCUUAGGAAACAGAAGCUUAUCUUCCUCCAUUGGUACCACCAUAUUACUGUACUGCUUUAUUCUUGGUACUCAUACAAGGACAUGGUAGCUGGUGGUGGCUGGUUUAUGACCAUGAACUAUGGAGUGCAUGCACUCAUGUACACUUACUACGCCUUGCGGGCUGCUGGCUUCAGAGUGUCCCGGAAGUUUGCCAUGUUUAUCACACUAUCGCAGAUCACACAGAUGUUCGUGGGCUGCAUCAUCAACUACCUGGUCUUCGCGUGGAUGCAACAAGGCCAGUGUCACUCACACAUUUCCAACGUCUUCUGGUGUUCUCUUAUGUACCUCAGCUACUUUGUGCUCUUCUGCCAUUUCUUCUUUGACGCAUAUGUUAGCAGCACCAGAAAAACAAGGAAGGCCGAGUAAAGCUAGAAAGGAGAGAGAGAAAGAAGCAGCUGCUCAGGUCAUCCACAAAAUGGCAAACACAAAGAGGGGGAGAGAGAAAGAGAGGAGGGGGGGACAGAAAUGGCACAAGAAGGAAACAUUUAUAUAUGGUGCAACUAAAACUCAGCAGCUAAGGGACAGCUAAGUUUGUUCAAAACCAGUAAGUUUAUGAUCCUGUCAUGGUGAGGACUCACUGAAUAAUCUUGCAUCUCAAAAGGCUGCUGUAAGACAUCUUCCUUCUUAGACAUCUUACUGCUCUUAAAAAAACCAACCACACUUUUUUUUAAGAAGGGGGGAAAGCAAAAGAAGAUAAUGAUUUUGCAAAAUAAAAUGUUAAAAUAAAUGGUUUCCCUGAGCAUAGAUGACUUUUAUUUUUAAAAAGCAAACUAAUUAUUUAUAUAUACUUUCUAACUUGUUGUUUUUAAAAAACAAAACUUGAACAAGAUUUGAGCAGAGGAAAUACACAAUCUGUGUCAUAUGAACAUAGGACUUUGACCUGUCAGAGCUGCAUCUAGCCCCAUAGAGUCACCUCUGACUGGCAGCUGCCUUGCAAGGUCUCAGGCAGAUGUUCUGCAACCUGACGGCCAUUAAAAAAUAAAAAUAAAAACUCAAAGAGUCCCAGGAUCAAACCUGCCAUUUUCUGCAUGCAAAGUACCUUCUCUCCCACUGAGCUCUGACCACCAACAACACCAGAUUUUUGCAAAGUUAAAAGUUUUCUCCUUGAAAGAGUUGAACCCUAAAAGUUUCAAUGUGAAAAUGAAAGGUUAAUCUUGAGUGCCUGCUAUAGACAGCCGUUUAAGCUCAAUUGAAGUAAUAAAUGGAGAGGAAUUGGUUGGGUUUCUGUUUUGUUUUUAGUACUGUGUAUUAUGCUGUGAGAAGACCAGGUAUGAGAUAUUGAUUUGAGAAUUAAAUACUGUUGAGAUGCAGUAUCACAGAGAAUGUGUUCCAGUGCAUUGUCUGGUCAAAAGCAACGCGUAUAGAAGAGCAGUUUAAUAUACAGUCAGUUAUAAUUAAAUAUGCUUGGGGCUAGUAAUAAAGGAGAGCAGGGAAAAGGAAUCCAGGAGCUAAGAAAAGGCAGAGUAGGCCAAUCCUCAACGUGCCCUACAAAAUACUGGUGAGAAGCGUUUGAGAGUCAUAGUACAGUAUAUAAAUUAUUUUUCUGAAGUCCAAUUCUCGCACAGGAUGGCUCUGAGUGUGAUUGCUGUGGGUGCAUUUUGUUGGGAAUAUAUCACCAACAUCACUUGCCCAAAGUCAAUUCCAGGGACUCCUCAAGCACAGGUUAAAGAGUAAGAACCAUAACAAGGGAAAGAAGGAGUCUUGAGGUUGCCCAACCACAGCCAGCAUUUGGGCAACAGACUGCCAUUCUCACUAGAGUGAGAAGUAUUAUAUUUCUCUUUAAAUUUCAGCCAUUAUUUCCAAGUUGGCAUCUAUCUUUAUAAAAAGAACAUGCAGAUUUUAUGCUAACUGUGCCCUCUUGCUUGUCUUUUUUUUGGGGGGGGGCGGUGAUUUCUUAUUUUUCGGUGCUGUGCAAACGGCCACCCUACAGACAGAUUCAUUUCAUGCGGUCUCUUUCAAGAAGCUGAAUAGAUUCUGAUGUGACGCUUCCCUAUGCGCACAGGGCCCAUGAGGCGAGGUGAGGCAGUUGCCUCAAGGCAGCAGGCUCUGGAAAGCUGGGCGGGGCAGCUGAUCCUGCCUCCAUGAACCUAACAUUGCCUAUCCCUCCGCCAACCCAGGACCCUUAACAAAUUCCAGUUCCUGGGGGUGCCAUUUUCUGGUUCACCUCAGGCAGCAGAGUAUAUUGAGCUGGCCCUGUGUGCACACAUCCACCACAGGAAUUGUUCCAAAAGCCAUCUUGCGAAUACAAAACAUUAUGGUGGGACUGGUCUUUGGAACAGGAAAUGGUACUUUAAAAUAUGCUGAUUGUGGCAGCAUCCAUUUUGAUUCUAGUGCUGCCCAUGUUGGUUCCCACCACACGAUCUGCAAAGUCAUGUUCAUGAAAGAAAAAUUGUGAUUUUUAAAAUUAUUAUUAUUUUUGAGGAGACGCAUGCAAAACAUCCGGUUCUGCUCCUAGCAAAUAAAUCCAAAAUCCCAAGAACCAUGAGCAAGCGAUGAGCCAUCAUGGGCAGACGAGAACAGCAGCUGCUAUAAACACAGAACAGCCCUGAAGUUACAGCAGUCAGUAAAUGCAAUUGGAGUGACAGGUGCAAAGACAAAUGGAAAAACUAAAUAUCUUUAGAGAGGGUGUUAGUGUGGGAUGGAAACUUCAGGAAAAAAACAUCCCUGUGGUAUGGUACAUAUUUUAUAUUUUUAUGAACUUUGAAGAAUAGAUAUCUGCAACCUUAAUAGUGUUCUACAGGAUUAUAUGUGACUUUAGGUAACACUGUGCUUCUGCAUUUGCCUCACAAGCAAUGCAAAGAUGUUUAAAGUGCCCUCAUCUGGUCACUUGGAGAUACUACAGUAAAAGGCAUAAGCUUGGCGUCAUCACACUGCAAGUUUUAAAUGGGAAGGGAUUGAAAGCCUAAAUGCAGUAAUUGUGCUGCAACAAAUUAACUCUAAUGUCCAGAGAGAACUAUUCUUAAUUUUUUUAAAAAAUGAAAUCUGUAGAAAAAUAUACUGUAGCAUCUUUGGUCGUUUAAAAAGACACCUGGUUCUUCAGUCAGCUGCAGAUAAAAGGACAACCUCAGAGAAUUAGCUGAAAAGAGCCAUAUUUUCUACAAGGAAAAGUAGAUUGUAUUAUCUGUAAGAUUUCAGUCCUUACAAAGCCAAAUAAAAUGUGUAAACGUUCCUAGUACUUCAAAGAAACAAGUGUGUAAACUUGAUGUUAUAACUGUGUUAACAUAGUAUUCUCAAUCGUAUCAGUUUGGUAGUUUUAACUAAACAGUUAGAAGAACUAGCGGAACUAAUUAAGAACUGCUGUUCUACAUAGAAAAAUCAUACAUGCCUAUAACUACAACCAUAACACAUAUGUGAGCUGUCCAAAAAUAAAAAAAUUAAAACCUGAGUGGGGGCAAAAUCUCCACCCUCCCCAGCUAAUGCAAAAUAUUCUCAACUUCCCUGCUUUGAGACUGUACAAUACCAAGUAAUAUUUCCCCUUAUUUUUGCUUCAACUGUGCUGUCCACCAUUCAUGACAAAAAGCUGAUGUAAUAUUCUGUUAGACAUAACAAGGGCUUUUAGUGUUUCACCUUGUGUAGAAAAACUGCUGCAUUCUAUAUUAUAUGAACAGUGUUUUAAGAAAAGAAAAUUGGAAAGCUCUCUGGAGUUUAAUCAUAACUGUGAAAAAUGGUGGGGAAAGUUUCUGUCUGUGUCAUUUAAGUUAUUAAUGUUCUGACAUUGUUAUAUGGUACAAACCCCCCCUCCCCAAGCAAAUUGUUAUGUUCAGUGAAACAUAUGACAUGAUCUUAAAUUAUAGACUCCUGUAUAAAUGGAAAUAUCAAUUAAAAUGUAUAAAAAAUUAAUAAUGUUAUUUUACAGUUUUGGGAGUAGAUUCUAUUCCACAAUGAGCCUUUUCUGACUAAGUAUUUCUCCCCAGUUUCCAAUAUUUGAAGUAAACCAAAACCAGUUAUUAUAGAAUAACAAAAUUAUUGGGCAGCAGUAGUGAGUAACUUUCAAUGGUGCCAUUCAUUUUUGUGACUCUUGUUCCUCCUGUUGUGCUGACUGAUCUGAUGAAUCAACACUUCCACAGAUCUUAAUCUUGAAAUAAAUGAAAAAGUAUUUCAUAAGGGAAGCCAAUACUGCAUUAUAGUUUCUUUUCUCUAUAAACCAAAGGAACAAACAACAGUAAUCACAGCAUACAUAAGAAGCUAAAAUCCUGGACAUGUUCACCUGGGAGUAAGUCCUAUUGAAAUGAGUGGGGCUUACUUCUGAGUGGGCAGAUAUAGGAUUGCUCUGCAAAUUCUAAAAUGUGUUUUUCUUCCACUUACACUCUUGCAUAAAUGGCAAUGACACUUUAGACUCUAAAAGUUUAGAGGUGAAGAAAGGUGUUCUUAAUAUCACUUGUGAAAAAUGCUUCAAUUCUUUUACCAUUAUUAAACAGUGAUUACUAUUCUUGUUGUUGCUAUUGCAUUUAGUUAUUCAGACUUUUUGUGUUCAAAAACCCAAAUAAACAUCACAAGAAACAAGCAAGCUAUUGACAAAAAAAAGUAUAGGAUGUUUACAGAGGUAAUAAUUCUAAGAAAUGUGUUCUCACUUACUUGGAUGUAAGUGCCAUUGAAUUUAACGGUGCUUGCUUCUGAGUAGAUGUGUAUAUUGUACUGUUAUGUCCCAUUAGGACUGCACUGUUCUAUCCCAUUAUUUGAAAUGUGAAAAUGUAAACAUAAGCUAACUUUCCCAUUGAAACCAAUGGUUCUUAAAAAUGCUUAAUUUUAA
This is a messenger RNA of Podarcis raffonei (Aeolian wall lizard), 5467 nucleotides long. It is a transcript of the gene ELOVL6, whose product is annotated as ELOVL fatty acid elongase 6. The record is from RefSeq and is a predicted model, not a curated record. NCBI's taxonomy places the organism in Eukaryota, Metazoa, Chordata, Lepidosauria, Squamata, Lacertidae. The coding region runs from base 286 to 1083 and encodes 265 amino acids. Gene Ontology annotation, molecular function: fatty acid elongase activity. The transcript has 4 exons. Gene Ontology annotation, biological process: very long-chain fatty acid biosynthetic process; fatty acid elongation, monounsaturated fatty acid; sphingolipid biosynthetic process. Gene Ontology annotation, cellular component: endoplasmic reticulum membrane; endoplasmic reticulum.